Molecule: messenger RNA, 601 nt
Organism: Theileria parva strain Muguga
Lineage: Eukaryota; Apicomplexa; Aconoidasida; Piroplasmida; Theileriidae
Gene: Pfn
Product: Profilin family protein
Exons: 2
Coding region: 25-519 (164 amino acids)
Biological process (GO): actin cytoskeleton organization
Molecular function (GO): actin binding
Source: RefSeq, a predicted model, not a curated record
UAAAUUUAACUUCUGUAACAUAAUAUGGCCGAGUGGGUACCCGUUCUCAAAGAAACCGCACUCUCCAACAAUAGCUGCUACGGAGCCGGCAUUGCCAACGGAGAGGAUGGAGAGUUGUUUGUGGCUUCGGAUUUGGAUCACGAGGGUUUGCAUUGGGACAGUGUGUAUAAGGAUCCGUACGUGUAUGAGACUUUUGACGACGCUGGGAACCCGCUGAAGAUUAACGUGGACGAGAAGUUCACAAUCCGCGAGGUUUUUGAGAAGAAAAUGUCAAGUGAGGGCAUUUUUUUGGGAGGUGAAAAGUAUACCUUCGCCUCGUAUGACCCGGACAUGGAGAGCGGCUCGUUCAAGUUCGAGUGCGUUUGUGGCGCCAAAAACAAGGGCGGAUGCCAUCUCAUCAAAACACCCGGCAACUACAUCGUCGUCGUAGUCUACGACGAAACCAGAGGACAAGAUAAAACCGUCUCCAGAAUGGCCGCAUUCAACCUCGCUGAAUACCUCGCCACCAACGGAUACUAAUCUUCUUUACAUAUCUUCCCAAUAUUUACCACCAUUUAGUACCAUUUAGGGCUAAUUUAGGGCUUAUUUUGGCGUAUUUUAG